AUCUUUUGUAACAUUCUCUGCCGUUUGCUUGAUAUAUAUAGAUUCAAGAAAUGAAAUUUGAUUGGCAUAAUAGGAAGAAUUACCAAAGGAAAGGAUUUGUAUUUGUUUUGUCCAGCAAAACUUACCGUUUACAGAGGUUUCCACCUUCCAACGAAAAAACCCGAUGCGCCCGCCCUCUAAUUUUGCGCCACCAGAGGAACCCCAAAAACCAGUCGUAGUUGUAGUAGCGGGGUUUUGGCUCUCGUUUAAAUACUGGUGCCUGCUGUCUUCAACCAGACGCUGCGUUUCCUGCACUGAUCCCAUUUCAAGCUUUCAACUUUCUCACAUUGACGGACAACCUGUCGCAAGGCAGUUGAAAUUUCUUAGUGUUAGUUAACGGUCGUUUCUGGCCUUAGGAUGGCGGAGAAGCAGCUGAUCGUCGCCGUUGAAGGCACCGCGGCCAUGGGGCCGUACUGGUCAACCGUUAUAUCUGAUUACCUUGAUAAGAUAAUCAGGUGUUUUUGUGGAAACGAGUUGAAUGGGCAGAAGCCCUCUACUUCUACUGUUGAGCUCUCCCUGGUCACCUUCUAUACUCAUGGAUCGUAUUGUGGUUGCCUGGUACAACGGAGUGGCUGGACAAGGGAUUUAGAUCUAUUCUUACAAUGGCUUUCAGCUAUACCCUUUUCUGGGGGUGGUUUUAGUGAUGCUGCAAUUGCGGAAGGGCUUUCUGAAGCUCUAAUGAUGUUCCCUACUGUUCAAAAUGGAAACCAAAAUCAACAAAAUGUGGAUUGUCAGAAGCAUUGCAUACUUAUUGCUGCUAGUAACCCUCACCCCUUGCCCACACCAGUGUAUCGACCACAACUGCAAAAUUUGGAGCAGAAUGAAAGUAUUGACGCACAAACAGAAAACCGUCUUUAUGAUGCUGAGGCUGUUGCUAAAUCAUUUCCACAGUGCUCUGUUUCGCUGUCAGUCAUUUGUCCAAAACAGCUACCUAAACUCAGAGCAAUUUAUAAUGCGGGAAAGCGCAACCCCCGGGUGGCAGACCCACCAAUUGAUAAUGCAAAAAACCCCCAGUUUCUUGUUUUAAUCUCAGAGAACUUUAUGGAGGCCCGUGCUACUUUAAGUCGUCCUGGAAGUACAAAUUUGCCCUCGAAUCCGAGUCCUGUGAAAAUGGACAUAGCUCCUGUUGCUUCAGUUACAGGGCCGCCUCCAACUUCUAUGCCAUCUGUGAAUGGAUCUGUUAUGAAUCGGCAACCAGUUGCUGUUGGAAAUGUGCCUCCUGCUACUGUAAAAGUUGAGCCAAGUACUGUAAGUUCCAUGGUAGCUGGACCUGCGUUUCCACAUAUUCCAUCUGUCCGUCCUCCUUCCCAGGGAGUCCCAAGCUUGCAGACUUCUUCACCAUCUUCUGCUUCUCAAGAGAUGACCACAAAUAAUGAGAAUGUGCCAGAUUUGAAACCUGUAGUGAGUGGUGUGACACAUCCCUCACGUCCUGUUGGUAGCAUCCUCAACAAUAUCUCUCAAGCACGCGUGAUGAACUCAGCAGCCUUAACUGGAGGAACUUCUAUAGGACUCCAAACUAUGGGUCAAAAUCCUAUGGCCAUGCAUGUAUCAAACAUGAUAUCUAGUGGAAUGGCAUCUUCAGUGGGUGCUGCUCAAAACGUGUUUUCAUCUUCAGGGUCUGGCACUCUUACACAGGUUGCACAGAACUCAGGUCUUAGUUCAUUUACUUCAGCUAAUUCUAAUGUGUCUGGAAAUAAUAACCUUGGGAUUUCGCAACCAAUGAGUAACCUUCAAGGUGGUGUUAGUAUGGGUCAAUCUGUACCUGGCAUGAGCCAAGGAAAUCUCUCGGGACCACAAAUGGUUCAAAGUGCAAUUGGCAUGAACCCUAACAUGAUGAGUGCCCUUGGUUCAUCAGGUUCCUCCUCUGGAACUGGUACCAUGAUUCCUACUCCAGGAAGGCCUCAACAGGUGCAAGCUGGGAUACAGUCACGUGCAAACAAUAGUUCAGCACCUAAUGUACCGUUGUCACAACAGACAUCAAGUGCUCUGCAAUCUGCACAAUCCAAAUAUGUGAAAGUCUGGGAGGGAAAUUUAUCUGGGCAGAGACAAGGGCAACCUGUAUUUAUCACCAGAUUAGAGGGUUACAGGAGUGCUUCAGCUUCUGAGACGCUUGCAGCAAACUGGCCACCAACAAUGCAAAUAGUCAGGCUCAUAUCUCAGGACCACAUGAAUAACAAGCAAUAUGUUGGAAGGGCAGACUUUCUUGUUUUUCGGGCAAUGAAUCAGCAUGGGUUUCUUGGGCAGUUGCAAGAAAAGAAGCUUUGUGCUGUGAUCCAAUUGCCCUCUCAGACACUACUGCUCUCUGUUUCUGACAAAGCUUGCCGCUUGAUUGGAAUGCUUUUUCCUGGGGAUAUGGUUGUGUUUAAGCCACAAGUAGGUGGUCAGCAACAACAGCAGCAACAAAUGCAACAGCAGCAACCACAACAGCAUCCACAGCUACAGCAGCAGCAGCAGCAUCCACAGCUACAACAACAACAACAUCCACAGCUUCAGCAGCAGCAGCAGCAGCUGCAACAACAGCAACAGCAUCCUCAGAUGCAACAACAGCAGCAGCAGCAGCAGCAUCCUCAGAUGCAACCACAACAGCAGCAGCAUCCUCAGAUGCAACAACAGCCGCAGCAGCAUCCUCAACUGCAACAACAGCAGCAGCAGCAUCCUCAACUGCAACAACAGCAACAAAUUCCACAACUGCAGCAACAACAGCAGCAGCAGCAACAGCAGCAACUUCCACAGCUGCAACAACAGCAGCAGCUUCCGCAGCUGCAACAGCAGCAGCUCUCACAGCUACAAUCACAACAACAGCUUCCACAAUUGCAGCAACUGCAGCAACAGCACCAACAACAGCAGUUGGUUGGGACAGGAAUGGGCCAAGCUUAUGUUCAAGGCCGGUCGCAAUUAGUUUCACAGGGACAAGUUCCCUCACAAGGGCCCAAUAUGCCUGGAGGAGGCUUUAUGGGUUAAACAAACAAGAGCUUCGACUUAUUACAAAUACUUGUAGACUGGCAUGUGAAGAACUUAAUUAUCAGCCAAGUAUAACCUCAAAUUAUCACAGUUUUACUUAUGAUUUUUAGAGGCCUCUCUUCUUAAAUGAGAAUUUAUACCUUUACGCAUCUUGACAUAGCUCUUUACCAAUACCUAAUCCUGGUUAAGUGUGCAAGUUUUUAUCCCAUGAAUAAGGCCAUACCUUUUUGUCUUCUGCAGAAA
Prunus mume (Japanese apricot) is the source of this 3243-nucleotide messenger RNA. It is a transcript of the gene PFT1, whose product is annotated as phytochrome and flowering time regulatory protein (PFT1). Lineage: Eukaryota; Viridiplantae; Streptophyta; Magnoliopsida; Rosales; Rosaceae. Gene Ontology annotation, cellular component: transcription regulator complex; mediator complex. Gene Ontology annotation, biological process: positive regulation of transcription by RNA polymerase II. The record is from RefSeq and is a predicted model, not a curated record.